This is a messenger RNA of Penicillium crustosum, 498 nucleotides long. Its product is annotated as cupin domain-containing protein. The coding region runs from base 1 to 498 and encodes 165 amino acids. Lineage: Eukaryota; Fungi; Ascomycota; Eurotiomycetes; Eurotiales; Aspergillaceae. The record is from RefSeq and is a predicted model, not a curated record. The transcript has a single exon.
AUGGCUCAGAAUCUACCCCCUCGAUCUCGUGAUACUCGCUUGGUUGUCACCGGGCACGAUGAGAAGGGCAAUGCUGUCGUAUUGCAAGACACUUGCAACGAGGCAAACCCCGUUGGAGACGGAACGCAUCUGAAUACACUUUGGUCCUCAAGUGAAUUACCGGCUUCCAUUGACGGUGAUGAGAAAAAGGGUUCAGAUCCCGCAGACGCAAACAAAGGGUCAUUUUUCAACACUUAUGAUCUUCCACCCAACUACAGUGGCCCAAUGCAUCGGACAACUACAUUGGAUUAUAUUACAGUCCUGCAGGGAGAAGUUGUUCUGACUUUGGAGGAUGGGAACCGAGUGGUUCUCGCCGAAGGGGAUACUACUGUUCAGCAAGGCACAUUGCACAGUUGGAGUAAUGAGUCGAGCAAGUGGGCUCGUCUUGUUUCUGUUAUGCUCCCCGCCAAGCCCCUCGUCAUUGACAACAAGGAACUGGAGCCACUGUGGCCAUUUUAA